This is a messenger RNA of Penicillium roqueforti, 774 nucleotides long. RefSeq names its product Auxin Efflux Carrier superfamily. The transcript is spliced from 2 exons. Bases 1 to 774 code for a protein of 257 amino acids. Lineage: Eukaryota; Fungi; Ascomycota; Eurotiomycetes; Eurotiales; Aspergillaceae. The record is from RefSeq and is a predicted model, not a curated record. Gene Ontology annotation, cellular component: endoplasmic reticulum.
AUGUUACAAGAUCGUGGAGACGGUCUUAGUAGCUCAGAGGAGCGACACCAUAUCCUAGCACAGGACGAGCAACUCACCGAAGAAACCUCAUUGCUCCCGCAGCGCGCCCAACAAGCCCGAACAUCAGCUGGGAACCUGAUUCGGAGGUCGACGCACUGGCUGGGCUCAUUAUUCCCGCACCGAGUCAAGCAAGAACUACUCGCACCCUUCGAGUAUCCAUUAGCAGACGUGGCAAUAAUCUGCAUGAUUGUCGGUACGGUGCUGGGUCUAGUCCCCGCGUUGCACCGGGCAUUCUUCAAUGAUGAAGAUGAUGGCGGGAUAUUCACCGCGUGGCUGACUGCAAGUGUGAGCAACAUCGGCGGGCUGUUUACAACGCUGCAAAUCUUCAUGGUUGGGUGUAGGCUUGGGGUCACGUUCGAGCGGACGGUUGCAGAAGGGAAUUCGGCCCGUAUCCCCAUCAAGGCUAUCACCACUAUCUUUGUUGUUCGUUUGGUGAUCUGGCCGGCACUAAGUAUUUCACUGAUUUAUGGACUUGCUAAGAGGACUCGUCUCCUUGGUGAUGAUCCAAUGCUCUGGUUUAGUAUGAUGCUGAUGCCUGCUGGUCCCCCGGCGCUGGUGAUUUCGGGGUUGGUGGAAUUGGCGCAGGCGUCUGAGAUGGAAAAGAUGGUUAUUGCGAAAACGUUGACGAUCAUGUAUGCGUUGUCGCCAUUUAUAUGUUUUAGUAUUACGGGAGCGCUUAAAGCUUCCGAGGCAGUGUUGAAAGAGAAACGAUGA